AUGGUAAUAUGUUUACUUAGCCUACUCCUACUACUCCUACUACCUCUCCUCUCCUCUUCCUCUUCUCUCAAACUAACACCUAUCUUAAGUGAACACGCACUUUGUAACGACCACACACAAGCUAAAUACUACAUCGACAAAAAGGAGCCGGGCUCCUCAAAAUGGAUCAUAUAUCUGGAGAGUGGUGGAGGGUGUUCCACCAAGGAGCGGUGUAAGGAGCGGUACAGCUCCUCUACUAUCCUCAUGUCUUCAAAGUGGCUGGAUGACUAUGUUGAGAUAGACGGUCUGGAUAUUUUGUCAUCAGAUGACGAGAACCCUUUCAGUGACUAUAAUCAUGUGUAUUUGCCGUAUUGUAGCAGUGAUAUGUAUGUAGGAAUGAACGAGAAACCUGGUUCAAGUUUUGAUAAAGAAGAUGGAAACUUCGUAUUUGCUGGUUACCACAUUGUACAAGGUCUCAUGGCGGAUCUGAAAAACAUUCCAGAAGCUCAGUUCGAGGAUAUAGUCCUUGCUGGUUCGAGUGCGGGUGGUAUUGGAGUUAUUAACCAUAUCAGGCUAACUAAGGGACUGUUCCUCCCCACUUUCAGUGAUGUUCGUGUUCGGGGGGUUGUUGACUCCUCCUGGUUUAUUAAUUUCGAAGACAAUUUCCUACUUUUCUGGGACUCUACCAGUGCAGAUGAGCUUACAGGGUACAAGAGUUUCCCUAACAUGGUUUCUGAUGAGGAUACUAGAAAGCAGUGCUCUCUUGAGUAUGGGGGAAUGCCCUGCUGUUUUCAAGCAGACUGCAUGGAACAUCACAUGGCUUUUACAGAUUUAGAGCUAUUGUUCAUACAAAGCAAAAACGACAUUUAUCUUCUUCAAAGUUCUUUGAUAAGGUCCCUGCAGUCAAGAUCCCUCCAAAAGAAAGGAUUUGACGCUAUAGCUCUGUCCCACGUAGCUGAUAUAGCGUCAAGUUACAGUGGCGCUAUGAUACUAUCUGUCAACUCUACCAAGAACACUAAAUUAUCAUACUACCUGACUUCCUGCUUACAGCACGUUUACCUAGCUCCCUCUUCUUUCUGGUCUAAAGGUCAGCCCCUCAACCAGCUGGACGAGAAGGGGUUUGCGGAGAUCUACCAGGCUCUUAAAGACCUCGACCUCGAGACCUUUCCUAUCAAGUUUAAUCAGUUGAUCAGACCUAAAACGAUGUAUAGUGUCAAAGUUGGUCCUCCCGAAUAUCCAGAGAAAACACUAUCGGAUGUUAUAUCAGAGUGGGCUGCUGACUCCUCGGAGAUGAUCUACGUGCAGGAUGGUUGUGUGGGUAUAGACUGUAAUCCUACCUGUCCUGAUAAACUUGAGUUUGUUUACACUACCAACUCCUGGUCCGACACUGCAAAUAUAACUGUCAUGUCCAUAUUAGGUUCCAUAACACUGGUAUGUCUGAUAAUGAAGCUAGUAAUGAUGGUCCUGCUAUCCUGGCUCCAGAUCCAGCAGAGGGAUUACAACCUGGGUGUUGUGGCCACAGAGAGUUUUAUACCCGCUCUGGGUCCAUCUGAUAUGAUGAGUGUUUCGUGCGUUGAUCUUAGUCACUCCAUCACGUACGUUAUCGACAAAGAUGAGGGUGAGGGAGGUACAGGGUUCAAGAAACUGGAAAAUGAUGUCGAGGGUAACGGACCUCUCCUGGGAAACGGGAAAGUAAAAUUAUCGAACAAGCCCUCCAAACUCUCAGUUAUCUCUACACAUCUCAAUAAAAAGACAAGUAAGAAGCAGAUCCUGGACAAGGUGUCCGUGUACUUUAACCCUUCCUCUUUUGUGGGUAUUAUGGGUCCGAGUGGGUGUGGCAAGACCACAUUCCUGGAUGUGGUAACUGGACGGAGAGAGAUCAGCAGUCAUCAGCAGGCAAAGAUUCUGAUAGACGGACAGGAUUUUGAUGGGAUGAAGGAGGAGUUCACUAAAAUGUUGGCGUAUGUGCUGCAGCUGGAGAGACCGUAUCAUGAGGCACUGACCGUCAGGGAGAAUCUCACUUUCGAGGCACUGAUGAGACUUCCCAAAGACUGCCCUCUCAGUACUGUGUUUAACAGGGUCGAGACUGUUCUUCAAGAGUGUGGAUUAGAUAAGAUAGCUGAUGCAGUAGUUGGUGGAGAUGCUGGGGGAGGUAUCAGCGGUGGCCAGAAGCGGAAGCUAUGUGUAGCACUCCAGUUGAUAGACUACCCCAGUAUCAUCUUUUUAGACGAACCAACAUCAGGUCUAGACUCUACAAGUUCGUAUGAGCUGAUGGCGAUGUUGUCCAAACUGCAAGUCAGCAAAAGGUGUAUAGUGCUGACUAUACAUCAGCCCAGACAAGAGAUAUUUCACUUGUUUACUCACAUUCUACUUCUCGUCGGCGGACAGGUUGCAUUUUACGGCUCACCCCUGAAAGCUUACGGUGUCCUGGAAACAGCUCUGAAGAAGAACAAUGUGGAAAUCAAAGAUUUUGUGGGGGACGCUGACAUCAAAAAUGAAGCUGAUUUACUGAUGGACAUGCUCAAUAACGAGAAUGCACAAAAGAUAAUGAUAGAUUACUACAAAGAGACAGAGCUGGAGAACGUUAAGGAAAUAAUCGCUAAGACAAAACUUUUACAACCGUUCAACAAGGAUACGAUCACAUCUAGAAAGAAAAUGCAGCAGGCUGGUGGGUUUAUGAGGACAGUGCUGGCGCUGGAAAGUAGAAUAAUGUUACAGCAAACCCUCUUUCAGAUCCUCUACCUUCCUCUUAUCUUCCUUUUUGUACCCCUCGUUCUUGGAUACGUUUACUACAAAGCAGCACAGUCUAUCCUGAUUAUCUCAGUGUAUUGCGUGGUCACGUGCAUGGGGCCCCUGUUCAUGACCUCUAUCAUUAUGAACCUUAUAAACGACACUCUGAGGGUAUUCCUUAUGCAGUAUAAAGAUGGUAUUGGCUGUUUGUACCACGUUGUUUUCAUGGUACUGAGAAUUGUGAAGCGUUGCUUCUAA
Bolinopsis microptera is the source of this 2967-nucleotide messenger RNA. RefSeq lists its product as uncharacterized. The record is from RefSeq and is a predicted model, not a curated record. Gene Ontology annotation, biological process: transmembrane transport. Gene Ontology annotation, cellular component: membrane. Gene Ontology annotation, molecular function: ATP hydrolysis activity; ATPase-coupled transmembrane transporter activity; ATP binding. The transcript is spliced from 17 exons. NCBI's taxonomy places the organism in Eukaryota, Metazoa, Ctenophora, Tentaculata, Lobata, Bolinopsidae. Bases 1 to 2967 code for a protein of 988 amino acids.